AAUAAAAAAAAUAGUAAGACAGUGUGUGUGACUGUGUGUGUGUGUGUGCGCGCGUGUGUUUGUGUGUGUCAGUGGGUGGGUCUGUCCUGUGCGCGUGUCUGUGCGCACGCACGCGCCUCAGUAAAUUAGCAGAGUGUUUAUGGCCACAUACAUACAGUAUGUACAUGCGUCAUGCUCUGCGCUCAGGUUCACUGAGUCCGUUUGAAAAAGCAGACAGACGCGUUGGUGUAAGAAGAAAGAAAUGCCAAUUAGUCGCUUUUUGAAGGUUUUCUCUUUCUAAUCCAAGCUAAUUUUCAAAUGGCUUUCACAAGGGGGCACUUGCUGCACUUUCGAAAGGAAAGUUGGUCUCUUGGAGGCUGUUUAAAGCUGAAAAUGUGCGUUAUAAUGGUGCAUCAUUGAAUGAGACGUGCAUCCGUUUAUUUAUGCAAAGAGGCUAUCUCAUUGUGUCCCCUGCUCUGUAAUUAUCACCACCAGGCAAUCAAACACAAAAAUGAAAGUGUACAUCUCUUCUUACAUCUUACCUGAUAUCACUGCGUUCUAAUUGAACGUUUAUCAGUCACAUACUUGAAUAUUUCCAAAGAAUGUAUAUAAUUGCUUUAUUUCCGCCUAAAAAAGUGUGAACAAUGUGAAAAGAGCAGGUAAACUCGAGUUAGGAUGCAUUUACUCUGCACCUUUAACUAUGUUGUUGCGCAUCAAGUUUUAAGAAAGUAGCAACCUUUUAAUUUUGAAAUGAAACAAGUUUGCUGAAAGUUGUGUUGAGCGGCAGGCUACAAGAAAGGGGGACGGGAGUGCAGCAUGUUACGUCUGGUCUAUACAGAGGUAAUGAAGUGAAUUGCGUCAGUGGCGCAUGCAGGGCAGGCUUGAAAUGCGCCUGAUCUGGCCAGGCGGAUGAAAGUAGAGGAGCACUGUGGGGAGUGAGGAAAAAGUUCUCAACAAGGAGAGGCAGGACUACUCUUACGGAGCCCCUGCAGUCUCACUUUUUAUGCCUCGGAAAGACUUUCCCUGCCAUCCUUUUGCGUGUUUGCUCUGCAUCGCCGCUUUUACGUUUCCGACGGCGAAAUCCUACUUUUUAACUUGAGUGAAAGCACCAGGACCAUGGAGCUGCUCUGCCUCGAAAUGGACACCAUACGAGCUCGUCCCGAUCCGAACCUCCUGUGCGAUGACAGAGUCCUGCAGAGCUUGUUGACCAUAGAGGAGAGGUUUCUACCCCAAUAUUCCUAUUUCAAAGGCGUCCAGAAAGAUAUUCAGCCGUUCAUGAGGAGGAUGGUCGCGACUUGGAUGUUGGAGGUUUGUGAGGAGCAGAAGUGCGAGGAAGAAGUUUUUCCCUUGGCCAUGAACUACUUAGACAGAUUUUUAGCCGUGGUACCCACCAAAAAGUGUAACCUGCAGCUGCUGGGAGCAGUGUGCAUGUUUCUUGCAUCCAAAUUGAAAGAGACUCGUCCAUUAACCGCUGAAAAGCUUUGCAUCUACACAGAUAACUCCAUCAGACCACAAGAGCUGCUGGAAUGGGAACUGGUGGUGUUGGGGAAGUUGAAGUGGAACUUGGCAGCAGUAACGCCGAACGACUUCAUUGAGCACAUUGUGAGGAGGCUGCCGCUGCCUGAGGACAAGCUUGCGCUCAUACGCAAACAUGUCCAGACCUUCAUCGCCCUUUGUGCCACAGAUUUCAGAUUCGCCAUGUACCCUCCCUCCAUGAUUGCCACAGGAAGUGUGGGGGCAGCGAUCUGCGGCCUACAGCUGGAUUCAGCUGACCAGUCACAGUGGGGCGACAGUCUGACAGACCUGCUGGCCAAAAUCACAAACACAGAAGUGGAUGUUCUCAAAGAGUGCCAGGAGCAGAUUGAGCGCGUGUUGGUGAGCAGCCUGCGCGAGGGGCGACAGCAGCAGCAGCAGCAGCAGCAGACACAGAGGGGCCCCAGCGGGAAAGGCCUGGAUGAGCUGGAUCAAUCCUCCACCCCGACAGACGUCCGCGAUGUCAACUUGUGAACCGCCAGAGGGCACCAUUGCACAGGAUUUACAAAAAAAAAGCAUCAUGAAAAAAAACCCUCAAGUUUCUUAAAAGCAGAAAAAAAAGAACAAAAGAACAAAAAAUGUUAAAAACACAAGCCCUUCAAAAGAAAAAGAACAAUGCUUGCUAGUUUUUUUUGUAGAUUUUCUGUUCUUCAAGUCAAAAACAUCUGCCCACAAAAUAGAUUUUCUAUGAUGUUCUAGUCUAAAAACAACAAAUUUGAUAUAAUGAAGCUCUGUGGUGCCUUGGAUAUACAGAAGGGAAGCCAAUCAUUACUUGCAUUCUGCCUCUGAUUGUGUAGUAUGAUCUUUAAGUUAAUUUUAACCGUAGUUGAUAAUGAGGCUGUUCUGGUAGAAAUUGUGGAAACCAUUCAGAAACUUGCUUAUGUGGGAUCACAGUGGGGCUUCAGUUUUUAUUCCUCUGUUUUGUUCUAUAUGAGUAUUAUCACUAUUACAUUUGUGGCUGAUGUAAGAGAGGAAACGUGUUCAAGCUCCUCGACCGUCACCAGGUCCACGUGUGUGUCGAGGGGGAGGCAGACGGAGGAAGCCCUGAGAACAUUAUGCUAAAAGUUGAUGGGUCCGAAUUCCAGGGAAGAGAUGGGAUGAUAAUAAUUAUUAGUAGUAUUAGUAAUUAUUAUUCUUAUUAAUAUUAUUAUUGGACAUAUUUUGGAACUGAGUAGUAGAGAUCAAUAAGCUCCUUUUGUCAGGCUGCUUUGUGUGUGUCAGUUUGUGGGUGCUGUGUGUUUGUACGUGAGUAUGCCAGUUUGCGCGUGUGUGUGCGUGUGUGUGUGUGUGUGUGCGUGCGUGCUGUGAAUGCUACAUGUGAUCCUGCAUCUAUAUUAGCAGUGUGCAUUCUAUGGCGUGAGGCACUUGAGCAAAGUCGUAGACUUUGACGCUCUAUGUUAAAAGACUAUGGAGCAAGCCAAGGCUACACAUACAGUACUUUGUCCAUCAGUAUAACAGGGCAUCUAUGCUAUAUCACUGCCUCCAUGCAUUAAUAAUGUAUCAUGGCUCAUUGUUGGCCAACAAUAAACUCAUGUGCAUGGAUAUGAGUGAGACGGAAACAGAUUCAUCGAUGGAGGAUAUGGGCGAAGGGACUUUCACUUAGAGCCCUGAUCUUUUUAAGAGCAUUUUUCCUGAGGUGUUACACCUCGUGUGAGGUGUGUAUUAUUGCCAUUCUGUUAACGAAAUAUUGCAGAUACUUCACUCUUUUUCACAUUGUUACGAUGUGGUGUUUCCUCAGUUGUGAGAGGGUGCUUUGAGUUUGGGCAGAGUAGCGACCUCUCACACGUGGAAACAGGUGAGAACGAUGUCUUGACGAAAGUAAGGCUAUGCUUUUUAAAGUGUGGAGGACAUUAGACUCCUCUGUGUUCAUUAGCAGGGAGGGAACAGGGUGUGGCGGAGACAGAACGAGACAGAAUACAGGGACCGUUUGAUACUAAGAAGUCACUGUGGAACUGUGGAAGGCACCUGAGUGCACAGCGCAGGAUGGGGGGACAGGCAGGAUUUCUGUGGUGCAGGAGCAUGCUGCUGUGUAGGAGAUGGGGAGGAUUUUACAGCCAGUGGCUGGAAGAUGAUGACCAGCAAAAGACGCCCAAGGGCCUCAUGACAAAAUUUUGUUGUCUGCAUAUUUGGAUGGAAUCAACAAUAAUUUCUCGAAACGGAUGUCUACAAUGACACAGCUCAGUGAGCAAAAAUGUCCUGGGUUUCCAUUUUCAUGGAAAAUAAAUGAGGAACUAAGAAACUAGGACUGUACAGUGCCAGAUCGCAUGAGCUUGAACUGUCUUUUU
Chelmon rostratus (copperband butterflyfish) is the source of this 3797-nucleotide messenger RNA. RefSeq names its product cyclin D2, a (gene ccnd2a). Gene Ontology annotation, biological process: regulation of cyclin-dependent protein serine/threonine kinase activity; mitotic cell cycle phase transition; positive regulation of G1/S transition of mitotic cell cycle. Gene Ontology annotation, cellular component: cytoplasm; nucleus; cyclin-dependent protein kinase holoenzyme complex. The record is from RefSeq and is a predicted model, not a curated record. Lineage: Eukaryota; Metazoa; Chordata; Actinopteri; Chaetodontiformes; Chaetodontidae. The transcript is spliced from 5 exons. Gene Ontology annotation, molecular function: cyclin-dependent protein serine/threonine kinase regulator activity. The coding region runs from base 1096 to 1986 and encodes 296 amino acids.